AUGUUUCCGCUGAAGCGCUGGCUGGCAGUUAUACAUGUACUGAGUAUUUGGACUAUAGGAUAUGCUAGAGGCUGUGGUGAUCUACGGAUUUUGAUCGGCAAACAGUGCUGUGAUCUGUGUCCCCCAGGUGAAUAUGUGAAGGAGUUCUGCACUGAGCACAAGCAAACUGUCUGUAGCCCUUGUGAGAGGGGCUCCUUCUCGAAUGAAUACACUAUGUUUGACAGAUGUCAGGAAUGCCAGUCAUGCAAACAUGAAUAUCUUGAAAAAUGUACACCGACCACAAAUGCAAAAUGUUCAUGUCCCUCCGGUUUCCUGUGCUCUGACAAUGUCUGUUCGACUUGUGAGGAAAAAAAAUGCUUUGCAGGGGAGAGACUGAACAGGACAGCCGUUUCCACAGGUGUAGGGUUGAUAAGGUAUUCAUAUCAGUGCGAGCCUGCAUGCCCUGGUAAUGCCUAUUUUGAUGCAAAAGAGGAAAUAUGCAAACCAUGGACACAGUGCAGUGCUAUUGGACUUGCUGAACUGUUUCCAGGAAACAAAACCCACAACUCAGUUUGUGAUUUACAUGCAGUGAUCCACAGCAAUGGUGGAAACUCCAGCCAUGAGAUUCUUAGCAUUGGCUUUGUUUUGCUCUCUCUCAGCCUCCUUGUGUUUCUAUCUUCUGCCUGUGCAAAGAACCUAAGGAAUUACAAAGCAAAUGGUAAUCCGAUUUUAGUGGCCCCUGCCAACGACAGUGACUUUCACCUGUCAAAGGAGGAGUGUGGACUCCAGCUCCGCAUUCAGGAUGAAUACAAGGACAGCAACAGUUAUGGCAAACUGCCUCUGGGAAAAGUCACCACUCACUGAUAUAAAGUCUAAGAUGACAUGACCAGUCUGGUUAGCUAAAUCUUAAAAUGUUGAUGUGAUGCUACAAUAGAGUAACCGUAAACACAGAAACCUGUAAAGGUUAGAGGUGACGGCUUUGAUCCCUGGACCGAAAGGACAGACCUGGACAAGAAGCUGAAAGACCAGCACUUGUGCCUUCACCAUUACCACUGCUCAGGUUCCAUUGGGCAAGGCACUUAACUCCCAUCCGCUCCAGUAGUGCUACUCAGUGGUCAGCAGAUCAGACGAUGGUGGCAACAUCUAGGUUUGAAUGUGUGAAUGUGUGAAUGUGAAGUAGAAAUAGUAAAAAAAAAAUUUUUUUUAAAUCUGUGAAUAUCUAAAGAAUUAGCUAUUUCAGUGUCUAUAUUGCACUUACUAACUUGGCUGGGGUGUGACUAAAGGUUAUUAUUGUGAAUCUUCUGAAAUUAUUUGAGCAAUUAUACGUUUU
Xiphias gladius (swordfish) is the source of this 1309-nucleotide messenger RNA. It is a transcript of the gene tnfrsf18, whose product is annotated as tumor necrosis factor receptor superfamily, member 18. Gene Ontology annotation, biological process: regulation of cell population proliferation. The transcript is spliced from 7 exons. Gene Ontology annotation, molecular function: signaling receptor activity; cytokine binding. NCBI's taxonomy places the organism in Eukaryota, Metazoa, Chordata, Actinopteri, Istiophoriformes, Xiphiidae. The coding region runs from base 1 to 843 and encodes 280 amino acids. The record is from RefSeq and is a predicted model, not a curated record. Gene Ontology annotation, cellular component: external side of plasma membrane.